GAAAGUUCUUCCAGAGCAGCUCCUCCGUCCCUGAGUACGAAGAGGAUCUUGUGCACGCACGCGGCUCCGUGGACGCCGUUCCAGGGUGCUGCUUCUACAGUCUUUGGAGGAUUUCCUCUCCCUAGCGCGUUUUCUGUAUCUGUAAAGAAAAGGCUUGGUUUAUCUACGGCUGAGUCGUCGUCGUGUCUGCACGUUGUAUUUUAGUAAUACGUACUCUCUGUGUGUGUCCGUACCGCUCUUUGGUAAUUCUCCAUAAUUAGCGCGUGACCCUCUGGGUUUUUUUUUGCUCCAUAAACGGCUGUCCGUGGUGUGGCUGAAUGGAAUGCUGCACUUCGUUACGGGGGUGUACAACAGCCUCUUUAGCACGCCGGAGUACCAUGUGCUGAUUGUUGGCCGCGAGUGUGCCGGCAAGUCAACCUUGCUGGAGCAGCUGAAGUUUCUCUACACGCCGGCCACGCAGCAGCGCGAGGCCGAGCAGCUGCUGGAGGAGAAGCACCGCACUGCUAAGACACCGUCCAACGGUACGCUCGAGUCCUCCACAUCUUCGCUGACGGCGCCGCGACACACGGUGCCACCGGGCACACCGCUGCGUGCGACGUCCGCCUACAUGGCACAGAAGCGAAUACGCCCUACCGUGGGGCUUAACUACGCCGUGGUGCAGCAUCGCUUUAGCCCUCCCGUGACGGUGGUGAGACGCGUGAAAAGGUCGGAACUGCGCACCAAAAAUGUGGACUCCUUACCGCCACUGCCGGCAGAUAUCUUCGCCGAACAGCGCGCGCGGCAGCAGGCGCUGCUGGCUAAUGCUCCCAGCGACGCCGUCACGCGUGUUGUGCUACGUGAUUUGGGCGGCCAAACCGCACUGCGGGAUCUGUGGGAGAAGUACUACGCGCAGACACAGGCGCUCGUGUACGUGGUGGACAGCACGCUGCCUUUUCGAUCUCCUGCUGCCCCGACAUCUUCUUCCUCCCCCGCAGCGGUGUUGCAGCCUUCCGGGCCACCACGGGACCACUUCACCAAAAAGGAGCUGGAAGACCUUUACCGGCCCGAUCGUCAGCUCUUGGCGAAGCUGCUGCAGCAUCCACUGCUGGAGGGCGUCCCUGUCUUACUUCUGAGCAACAAAACAGAUGAAACACCGCACAUGCCACUGGAGAGACUGCAGGAGGCGAUGUGCCUGGCGGACUUGGCGGCCGACCGAGCAUUCUACGUGCGAGAACACAUUAGCGAUGAGGCCCCAACGUCGAGCGAUGCGCACAGCGAUACGGGCAAUCCGUCUCCUGCAAUGAACGGAGCGACAACCGCCACUGCUGAAUCAACUGCGGCCUUGUCGCGUCACUCCACACGCGUGGGGUUACCUCAGCGGCGUAUGGGCGAAAGCGGGUUCGGCGAGAUUGUCUUGCGCAUCGUCGAGAUCAGCGCGAUGGACGGGACGGGGGUGGCAGGGGCGAUGGACUGGUUGGUCGCGCAGCUUCUCUUCCACGCGCGAAACGUGAGCGCCGAUGCGUGA
Leptomonas pyrrhocoris is the source of this 1504-nucleotide messenger RNA. RefSeq lists its product as hypothetical. Gene Ontology annotation, biological process: intracellular protein transport; protein localization to organelle; Golgi to plasma membrane protein transport. Lineage: Eukaryota; Euglenozoa; Kinetoplastea; Trypanosomatida; Trypanosomatidae. The record is from RefSeq and is a predicted model, not a curated record. Gene Ontology annotation, molecular function: GTPase activity; GTP binding. Gene Ontology annotation, cellular component: Golgi apparatus. Bases 323 to 1504 code for a protein of 393 amino acids. The transcript has a single exon.